UGGUUUAGUACCUCCAGAACAGCUCGUACCUAUGAACCAGAGGACGGCGGGAGGUUUGCAGUGAGCCGGACCAGGACAGCACCAUGGCGCGGAAUUGUCAUCUGUUCUGGAUGCUCCUGGUGGUUCUCCUGGUGGAGCUUCAGGGAGAGCUGGAAGACAGAGAAAGAGGAGAGGAGAGAGCGGGCAUCCUGGACCAACCCCGCAUGCUGUCAGAGGAUGGGCAUCUGGUGUUCAGCCCGGGGAACAGCAAAGACAUCUGCUUCAAGCCCUCUGCAUCUGGACGAGUGAAGGUGGGCGACGAGGACCUAACCCUGCUCAUAACACAGAUUAAAUCAAACAAAGCAGACAUUGACGACAUUAAGGCCCAUGGAGGAGCAGUGCCCCCUGAGGUCACCACCCAACUCAACCAUCUCACCACCAAGGUCACAACACUGGAGAGCAAAGUCUCGGCUCUGGAGAUGACGGUGCAGAAGGCGUCGUGCAGUAGUAACCCCUGUAAGAACGGAGGGACGUGUCUGAACCUGCUGAACUCCUAUCACUGCCUGUGCCCGCUCAACUGGAGGGGCCCAAACUGUGACACAGAUGUGAACGAGUGUCAGACGUUGGCAGGUACUCUGAGCGGCUGUCAGAACGGAGCCACGUGCCUCAACACGCCUGGAGCUUUCUCAUGCACCUGUCUUCCUGAGUGGAGCGGAACUCUCUGCACCCAGCGCUAUGACGACUGCAGGAACGCGGGACAGGAUCUGUGUGUGCACGGGACAUGUAUCGAUGCAGACCGUGUCACGCCUGGACAGCCCCGGUACCAGUGCAUCUGUGAGCCCGGCUGGGACUCUCCAGCAGGGAACCCAGCCUGUGUGGCCGAUGUGGACGAGUGCAGCCUGCCCAACAAGCCCUGCUCCUCCAACCCCCCUGUGGAGUGCUUCAACACGCAGGGCUCCUUUUACUGCGGAACUUGUCCCGCUGGCUGGCAGGGGAACGGCUAUAGCUGUCAGGAUGUCAAUGAGUGCAACACUAACAACGGCGGCUGCUCCACCUCUCCUCUAGUGCAGUGCCUCAACACCAUGGGCUCCUUCCACUGUGGCUCCUGUCCUCCUGGCUACCAGGGAGAUGGUAGAACCUGCACCCAGAGUAAUAUCUGUGAGACCAACAAUGGAGGCUGUUACCCACUGGCCACGUGCUCCUCCACUGCAGGCUCCAGUCUGCCCAUUUGCACCUGUCCUCCUGGUUACACUGGGAAUGGCUAUGGACCCAACGGAUGCACCCAGACCAGCAACAUCUGCCAGACCAACAACCCCUGUGUCAACGGCCAGUGUGUGUCCUCCAGCUCGUCUCCAGGGUAUCAGUGCAUCUGCAGCCCAGGCUGGGCAGGACUGCACUGUGACCAGAACAUCAACGAGUGCUCCAGCUCCCCCUGUCAGAACGGAGGGACAUGUGUGGACCAGGUCAAUGGCUUCAGCUGCACCUGCCCCAGCCAGUGGACUGGACCCAUGUGCCAGACCCCACAGCAAGAGUGUGGUGGUGUCUUGACCGGCCCGGCUGGCUCCUUCAGUUAUCCCAACAACCCCGGACAUGAUGAGUACGAUCACAUGGUCAGCUGUGCCUGGGUCAUCCGCACGGAGUCCAACAAGGUCUUGCACAUCACUUUCCCAUACUUUGACUUGGAGAGCAGCUACAACUGUAAUGCAGACUUCCUUCAAAUCCACGACGGUGAGAGCGCGGGAGCGUAUAUGAUUGGACGAUACUGUGGACAGAAUAAUCCCAACGCCGUGUCCAGCUCCCACAAUGCACUGUACUUCUGGUUCAGAUCGGACCACUCUAUCAAGAAAGGGGGCUUCACUGUGGUGUGGCAGUCUCAGGACCCAGUUUGUGGAGGUGAACUGACCGCCCCCUACGGAAGCAUUAAUUCCCCUGGUUACCCCGGUAACUACCCCCCUUCCCGGGACUGUUUCUGGAGCGUCACCGUGGACCCUGGCCUGCUCAUUACCUUUGCCUUUGGGGUCCUGAGCCUGGAAACACACCCUGACUGCCACUAUGACUAUCUGGAGGUGCGUGAUGGCCUGCUGCCUGAAGACCCUCUCCUGGGCCGAUACUGCAGCACCUCGUCACCGCCCCCUGUGGUCACCACCGGACCCAACGCCUGGAUCCACUUCCACUCAGACAGUAUUGUGUCUGAUAGGGGCUUUCACAUCACCUACACCACCUCUCCAAGUGACCCGGGCUGUGGGGGCUCCUUCACUGACUCAGAGGGCAUCAUCAUUUCUCCAAACUGGCCCAACAACUACGCCCACAACCGUCAGUGCAUCUACCUCAUCCGCCUGCCUCAGGGAGAGAAGGUGGCCCUCAACUUCACCCACAUGAACCUGGAGAGCCACAGCAACUGUAAUUUCGACUAUGUGGAGGUGCGCGACGGGCUCCAAGAAACGGCCCCUCUGAUUGGUCGAUACUGUGGGGAUGUGGUCCCUGCUCCUCUGCAGUCCUCCUCUAACUCUAUGUGGAUCCGCUUUCGGUCUGACAGUUCUGUGACCCGCGCAGGCUUCAGGGCUGUCUACACUGUGGCAUGUGGGGGGGUGCUGUCGGGCACAGGCCAGAUCCGCUCCCCUCUCCACCCAGAUUCCUACCCGCACAACAAAGUGUGUGAGUGGGUCAUCAGCCAGCCCCCGGGAUAUGUGGUCACGCUCAACUUCCUGUUCUUCAGCGUAGAGGGCAGCUCCUGUCAAUAUGACUCUGUGCAGGUCCGUGACGGCUCCUCGUCCAGCUCCCCUCUCCUUGGGACGUUCUGUGGGACUGAUAUGCCACCCAGGCUCCAGUCCACCCAAAGGUCCCUGUUCGUGCGCUUUCAGACCGACUCCUCUGUUAGCAACCACGGCUUCCUGGCAGACUACGGCCGUGCUAUAGAAGGUUGUGGAGCCACCAUGACCAGCCCAACCGGAGUGAUCGUGAGCCCGGGUCACCCCAACACCUACCCCCAUGGAGCUAACUGCACCUGGUUCAUCAGUGUGUCCCCUGGGAGCCUGAUUCGCCUCUCCUUCGACUCCUUCAACCUGGAGUACCACACCAACUGCAAUUUGGAUUACGUGGAGCUCUAUGACAAUGGCACUGUGGAGACCGGCACCAAACUCGGACGGUACUGUGGUCGCUCCGUGCCCCCCUCUGUCACUAGCACGGACAACCUGCUCACCCUUCUCUUUGUGUCCGACACCAGCCUGUCCAGUGAGGGCUUCUCCGCUCGAUACGUGUCCAUCAACGCCACCACUGAUUGUAGUGAGUCCUUCACCUCAUCCACCGGCUCCUUCUUCUCCCCAAACUACCCCAGUUAUUACCCCAAUUCAAGGGACUGCUUCUUCACCAUCACUGUGCCGGUGAACCUGCAGAUCAUGUUGAACUUCACAGACUUUGAGCUAGAGGGCGCCCCACCGUCCUGUAUCUUUGACUUUGUGGAGAUCAGGGAUGGUGGAUAUGAAACCUCUCCUCUGAUUGGGAAGUGGUGUGGCACAAACAGGCCCCCAGUGCUGCUUUCCCAUAGCAACCGGCUGUGGGUCCGAUUCCACUCGGACGCCACGGUGACACGGAGAGGAUUCACAGCACACUGGGAUGGCACACAGAGCGGCUGUGGAGGCACUAUGUUCUCGGCCUCAGGGGGCUUCUCCUCUCCAAACUACCCUCUGCCCUACCACCCCAAUGCAGAGUGCUACUGGAGUCUGAGAACCAGCCCGGGCAGCCAGCUCCUGCUCAGCUUCUCCGACUUCCACCUGGAGAGCUCCAUCAACUGUGACUUUGAUUACCUCGCUGUGUAUGAUGGACACAGCAGCACUGCGCCUCAGCUGGCUCAUCUGUGUGGCAGUCAGAUCCCCAGCCCCAUCUCCUCCUCCAAGAACCAGCUAUAUGUUAAACUGAGGACAGACAGCAGUGUGAGCAUGGGCGGCUUCCUUGCCUCAUACUCCACCAACUGCAGUGGGAUGCGAAUAGAGAACCAGUACAGAGGGGUCCUGGAAUCCCUAAACUUCCCCAAUGAAUACCCUCUGAACACCUACUGCACCUGGACCAUCCUGGCCACCUCUGGGAACAACGUCAGCUACUCCUUCAUCGACUUCCAGCUUGAGGGCACGUCAGGGUACUCCUGCAGCCACGACUAUGUCAAGUUAUACAACGGGCCAAACUCCCAGGCCCCUCUGCUGGGUACAUUCUGUGGCGAUGCCCUUCCCGCUCCAGGCUUCACCACCACCUCUGCCCUCACUGUGGUCUUCAGGAGUGACAGCUCAGUGACACGCACUGGAUUUCAGAUGCUCUGGUCCCAGAUUGGUUGUGGUGGAGAGCUCCAUGGACCAGCUGGCUCCUUCCACAGCCCCGGUUACCCAGACAAGUACCAGGACAACCGCGAGUGUGUGUGGUACAUCACCACGGCAACUGGCAGCAGCAUCACCAUCACCAUCCAUGAGUUUGACGUAGAGUACCACGCAGACUGUAACUAUGACAAGCUGGAGGUGUAUGGAGGCCCAGACCUACAGGCUCCUCGGCUGGCCAGACUGUGCAGCACCACCUCCAGCCCCAUGCAGGUGUCCAGCACCGGCAACACCGUCACUGUGCUCUUCAAGUCCGACCAGUACGUCAGCGGAAGGGGCUUCAACGCCAGUUGGGUGGAGGUCCCUGGAGGCUGUGGGGGCCCUAUCACUGCUCCUGCUGGAGAGAUUCACUCCCCCUCGUAUCCUGGCUCUUACCCCAACAAUGUGGACUGCUCCUGGGUCAUCAGUGUGGACCCCAACCACCGCGUGCUCCUCAACUUCUCUGACUUGGACAUCGAGUUCCACAGCAGCUGCACCUGGGACUAUGUGGAGAUCCAUGAUGGCCCCACCCUCUCUUCCCCUCUACUGGCUCACAUCUGUGGUUCCACCCUCCCUUCCCCCAUCACCUCCACCUCCAACACCAUCUUUGUCCGGUUCAGGUCCGACUCCAGCAGAAACCACCGCGGCUUCAGGGCUUACUUCUCUGAGGCCUGUGGAGCCUCCAUCAUGACGGAUGAUGUGGGCGGGGCUAUAGCAUCACCACGUUACCCGGCACAGUAUGGUUCAAACCUCACCUGCAGCUGGAUCAUCAAAGCCAUGGAGCCCUUCAACCAUGUGACCCUGUCUUUCACCGACUUUGAGCUGGAGUUUCACCCAAACUGCUCCCACGAUGCAGUGCAGAUCAAGGAUGGAGACAACUACCAGGCUCCUAUUGUGGGUUCUUACUGUGGCAGAGAGGUCCCUCACCCGGUCACCUCCUUCAGUAAUGCCCUGGUGGUCUCCUUCAUCACUGACAGCUCUGUGUCAUACAAGGGCUUCAGAGCUGCAUACACGGCCUCCACCUCCAGCUGCGGAGGGGACAUGGUCAUGGAGACAGGAGCCUUCAACAGUCCCAACUACCCAGACCCCUACCCCCCCAAUGUGGAGUGUGUAUGGACCAUCAGGAGCUCUCCUGGCAACCAUCUCCAGCUCUCCUUCAUUGUGUUCAGCCUGCAGGGCGGCUCCGGCUGUGGCAGUGACUUUCUGGAGAUCCGAGAGGGGAACUCCACAGGGCUGCUAGUGGGCCGCUUCUGUGGCGACUCUCUGCCUUCAAACUACACCUCUGUGGUGGGACACGUGCUCUGGGUCAAGUUUGUGUCUGAUGGAGCAGUCAGUGGAGCCGGUUUCAGAGCCACCUUCUCACACUUGUAUGGUAAUGAUGUGACUGGGGAGGAGGGCCAGAUCGCAUCCCCACUCUACCCCAGGACCUAUCCCUACAACGCACACUACAAGUGGACCAUCACCGUGGAUGGGGACAGCCUGGUGGAGAUCCGCUUCUUGGACAUCGACAUUGAGGACCUGGCUGACUGCUUCUAUGACCACCUCAAAAUAUUCGACGGCCCCACGGAGCACUACUACCCUCUGGGUGUGUUCUGUGGCCUGCGCCUGCCUCCUCCUGUGCGCAGCUCCGGCAGCACCGUCACUCUGCUCUUCAUGUCCGACACGGUGGUGGGGGGACGGGGUUUCCUUAUUGAGUGGAGGGCCGUGCAGAACACUGGGCCCCCGCCCACCAUACCUCCAGGUGCGUGUGGAGGCAGCUUGACCACCGGGGACACUCCAGGCUUCCUGUUCUCCCCAGGCUGGCCUGCGCCCUACCCCCACAACGAAGAGUGCACCUGGAUCAUCCGCUCACCUGACUCCACUGUGGAAUUCAACCUGCUCUAUAUGGACAUUGAGGACUAUCCUAACUGCUAUUUUGACAGCCUGAUCUUCUAUGACGGUCCCACCACCCUGUCCCCCAUCCUGGCCACUGUGUGUGGGAGAGAGGUGCCCGGCUCUCUGCACUCCUCUGGAGACUCCAUGUAUAUCCACUUCUCCUCUGACAGCAGUGUGAGCGGCAGAGGCUUCAACGCAUCCUACUCCAGAGGUUGCGGGGGCCUUCUUCACUCAGACCGGGGCGUUCUCAGCAGCCCUCUAUACCCUCAGAACUAUCGGCCAAAUGCUGAUUGUAGUUGGCACGUCAUGGUCACCCCGGGCUACAAGGUGUCUGUGACCUUCCAGAGCCCCUUUCAGAUCCAGGGCUUUGGCACAGAGUGCAGCACAGGGGACUAUCUGGAGCUCCGUAAUGGUCAGGACACCUCAGCCCCUCUGCUGUCCCGCCUUUGUGGGACCUCUCCUCCUGCUCUGCUCCAGACCACAGACAACCACCUGCACCUGCGCUUCAAGUCUGACGGCUCCAACGAGGCCAGCGGAUUCAAGCUCAUAUUCGAAGCACACAGCCAGGCCUGUGGAGGUCACAUCCAGCUGCAUGAUGGAGACGUCCCAGGGUACAUCACAUCUCCUGGGUACCCUCAGAACUACCCCCAGAACAUCGACUGUGUGUGGGUCAUCACUGUGCCCAACGGAGAGGCCGUGCAGCUUGACUUUGAGGGCGAGUUCUACAUAGAGCACACCCCUAACUGUCUGUAUGAUUACCUGGAUGUGUUGGAUGGCGCAGACCUCAGUGCAGUGCAGCUGGCUCGUCUCUGUGGAAACACCCUGCCCUCCACUCAACGCUCGUCCGGCUCCUCCUUGACCCUGCGCUUCCGAACAGACACCAGCGUCACACACAAAGGCUUCAAGGCUCGAUACUCCAUAUCGACGUGUGGAGGUCGCUUCAUCGGGCAGACCGGGCUGAUCCACAGCCCAGGGUUCCCAGGGUCGCACUACCCUGACAGUUCCCUGUGUGAGUGGUACCUGGAGGGCCCCACUGGACACUACCUGACCCUCAGCUACCAGACCCUCAACUUGACCACCUCCAGCGGCUGCUCCGAGGACUACGUGGAGAUCAGAGAGUACAACGCAUCAGGACUGCAGCUGGGCAGGCACUGUGGCUCCUCUCUCCCUGCUUCUAUGGAUACCUCCGACAGCUUUGCCUAUGUAAAGUUUGUGAGUGAUGGGAGUGGGAAUGCCCCCGGCUUCAGCCUCAUGUUUGAGGCCAGUGUGGAAGUGUGUGGUGGAGAGUUGAAUGCCCCCUCUGGGACCAUCACAUCACCAAACUACCCCAACCUGUACCCCCACAGCCGGCUGUGCCACUGGGAGGUGGUGGCUAUGCCAGGACGCAGAGUCACCCUGACCAUCAAUGACCUGCGCCUGGAGGGCUCCGGGACGUCCUGUCUAUACGAUUAUGUGGAGGUGCUGAAUGGGCUGGCUGCAGAUGCCCCUCGCCUGCAGAGGUUCUGUGGGACGGUCCCGGCUGGUACUCAGGUCGAAUCCUCAGGAAACACCAUGACUGUGGUGUUCAGGACAGAUGCCUCUGUGUCCAAUGGAGGCUUCAGCGCCUCCUACUCCACAGACCAGCCCGCAGUGUGUGGGGGCGUCCUGGGCAGUGCAUCUGGGGGAAACUUCACCUCCCCUGGAUACCUGGUCUCUAAUUACAGCAGUAACCUCAACUGUGAGUGGCUCAUCCAGAACCACCACCAUAUCAAUUCUUCCAUCGUGGUACUCAUCCAGGACCUCCACCUGCAGAGUCACCAGACCUGUGCCAAUGACUACCUGCAGUUCAGACUGGGUGAUGCCAGUGGAGAGCAGUUGGCUAAGUUCUGUGGACAGACUAUUCCCCCUGUGCCCAUAGUAGUCUUCACCCCUCAGCUGUAUGUGCACUUCCAGACUGACUCCUCACAGGAAGACCUGGGCUUCAGGGCACAGUACUACUUCUCUGAGUGUGGAGGUUGGCAGAUGGGGGAGGAAGGUGCGAUUGCCAGCCCUGACUACCCUAAUGUGUAUCCGGGCCCCAGCCGCUGUGCCUGGCUCUUGGAGGCCCCUGCAGGAUACACCAUCACUCUCACCUUCACUUAUUUCCACCUGGAGCCCCACUCCACCUGCAGCUGGGACUCCCUCACCAUAUUCAAUGGGGGCUCGCCUGGCUCUCCUGUGAUUGGUCAGUACUGUGGGACCAACUCUCCAGGGACUGUCCAGUCAGGGUCCAACAAACUGGCCGUGGUCUUCCUGGCUGACCACAGCGUGUCUAAGGGUGGCUUUGUGGCCACAUGGUCAGCCGACUCCUCAGGCUGUGGAGGAGUGAUCCACGCUGACAGUGGGACUAUCAAGUCUCCAAACUAUCCCCAGAACUUCCCAGCUAACUCUGAGUGUCUGUGGCACAUCAUUGCUCAUGAGGGGAACCACUUAGAGAUGAGCUUCAACCCAGACUUCCAAAUCCCAGACACCUCUGGCACCUGCAGCUCCAGCUAUGUCAAGGUGUGGUCAGGCCGUGCUCAGACCUCAGACGCCCUCCUGUCCAGCUCCUGUGGCUCCAUGGCCCCUCAGCCUGUGGUGGCCCCUGGAAACCUUCUGACUGCACGCUUCCAGAGCACAGGGGCCACGGGCAAGGGCUUCUCUGCCUCCUUCAGCACCAGAUGUGGAGCAAACUUCACAGCAUCUAGGGGCAAUGUUGUGUCUCCAAACUACCCCUCCGACUACCCCCACAGAGCCAACUGUAACUACACCAUCAAUGCAGGGGAGCAGAGUGUGGUGGUGCUCACCUUCAGAGUGUUCCAGCUAGAAGCUCACUCAUCAUGUGGUUAUGAUGGUCUGAAAGUGUAUAAUCUGCGCUCCAGUGGCCCUCCCAUUGCCACAGUGUGCGGCUCCACCAUCCCGGGGCCCUUCUACACCCUGGGGCCAAUGCGCCUCAACUUCUACUCGGACUCGGUGGUCUCAGACACAGGCUUUAUGGCAGAGUACUCUGCUUUUGAGUGUGGAGGGUUCUUCAACAGUUCCUCAGGCACCAUCAGUAGUCCAGCCCACUCACUCACAGACUACCUCCACAACAUCAACUGCUCCUAUCAUAUCAUGGUCCAGGACAAUCGUGUCAUUGACCUCAAGUUUAACCGCUUUGACCUGGAGGCAUCGUCUUCCUGUCGCUAUGACUACGUGGCAGUGUACGAUGGGCAGGACACCGCCGCUCCUCUAAUGGGGACGUUCUGUGGCUCUGAGCUGCCUCCCAAACUGAGGUCCUCCUCCAACCACCUGUACCUGGUCUUCAGGACGGACAGCUCAGUCAGCGGGGAGGGCUGGAGGGCCUCCUACAGCCAGACUCUUGGGCCAGCUCAGGGCUGUGGAGGGUACCUGUCCAUGCCCAUGGGGAUGCUGGGCUCUCCAGACGUGGACUUAGACGGCCGUUAUGAGCCCGGUCUCGACUGCACCUGGAUUAUUGAGAUGCCCGUUAACAGAGCAAUCAACCUGAGCUUCAGCUCCUUUGACCUGGAGAGCUCCUCCACCUGUCGCUAUGACUACGUCAAGAUCUAUGAUGGGGAGAGCAGUCACUGGCCCCUGGUGGGCACUCUGUGUGGAAGCUCCCUUCCUUCCUUCUUUGUGUCCAGUGGAAACUUCCUGACCGUGGAGUUUAAGACAGACAACUCAGUGCAGAGGGCCGGCUUCAACGCCACCUACAAGUCUCUGCCAUUGGUGUGUGGAGGGAUUCUGAAUGCCACCACGGCUGUGCAGACCCUGAGCUCCCCCUCCUUCCCUCAGCCCUACCCCCCCUUCACCUCCUGUCGCUGGGUGCUGGACGCCCCCCCUCAGGAGACCAUCCGUGUGGCCGUGCAGAUCUUUGUGCUCCAGCCUAGUCAGAGCUGCUCCACAAACUACCUGCAGAUGAAAGACUGGCCUCUGGGAGAUUAUGGUCAGUCUCACAAAUUCUGCUCAGAGGACUCACACCCUCCUGACUUCUACAGCGUGGGCAGAACCAUCCAUGUCAACUUUAAAUCAGAUUCCUACAUGACGGGCAAUGGUCUCAGCCUCACCUAUCAGGUUGCAGGCUGCAACAGAACCUACGAGCAGGAGUACGGGUACCUGAAGAGUCCAGGCUGGCCCGACAUCUACCCACACAACCAGGACUGCACCAUCAUCCUACGAGCUCCAGCCAAUCACAUCAUCUCCUUCUUCUUCAACAGCUUCAACAUGGAGAACCAUCCACAGUGUUCCUUCGACUACCUGGAGGUGCGUAACGGCAGCUCGGCAGAUGCCCCUCUUCUGGGUAAGUUCUGUGGCAGCACCGUGCCCAGCCCCGUCUUCCCUCAGUCCAACCAGCUGUACCUGCGCUUCAAGUCCGACUACUCCCAGGCUCUGGACGGCUUCGAGGCCAGCUGGACCUCCUCCCCCCAGGGCUGCGGCGGCACUCUCUAUGGAGACCAUGGUUCUUUCGCCAGUCCCAACUUCCCAGGCACCUACCCCAACGGCACUCACUGUGAGUGGGCUGUGAACGCUCCCAGAGGCCGGGUGGUCACAGUCACCUUCUCCCAGAUCAGCAUAGAUGAUGAAGGGUCCUGUGAGAGGAACUAUCUAAAGCUUUACAACGGCCCAGGCAACUCCUCUCCUCUGGUGGGGGCCUACUGUGGAACGGAGACAAACAUCGCCCCGUACACGGCCUCCUCUCACCAAGUCUAUUUUGUGUUCGAGGCCCAGUCUGCGGUGCUGCCCUCAGGAUUCAGAAUCACGUGGAGCAGCUGAACUGUCACAUAAUGCACUUUCAAUAUGAUUCAUAGUUAUGUUUUAGUUUUUAACAAAAUCCAUAAUGUC
Molecule: messenger RNA, 11033 nt
Organism: Periophthalmus magnuspinnatus
Lineage: Eukaryota; Metazoa; Chordata; Actinopteri; Gobiiformes; Gobiidae
Gene: cubn
Product: cubilin (intrinsic factor-cobalamin receptor)
Exons: 68
Coding region: 84-10964 (3626 amino acids)
Molecular function (GO): calcium ion binding
Source: RefSeq, a predicted model, not a curated record